Molecule: messenger RNA, 975 nt
Organism: Lodderomyces jiufengensis
Lineage: Eukaryota; Fungi; Ascomycota; Pichiomycetes; Serinales; Debaryomycetaceae
Exons: 1
Coding region: 1-975 (324 amino acids)
Biological process (GO): transport
Molecular function (GO): transmembrane transporter activity
Source: RefSeq, a predicted model, not a curated record
AUGCAAAGAAAUGGAGGAACCAUACCUGCUAUUACUGGUGAUAUAGACCAUAAAAAUGCAAUUCAUAUAUUCCCAAAAGAUUUAUUAUAUCUACGAUCAAGUAUAAUUGCAUAUGGAUCUUCAUUAGUAUCUACAUUUGUUGGUUUCCCAUUAGAUACAAUUAAAGUAAGAAUGCAAACUCAUAAAGAAUUUACAAGUUAUUAUGAUUGUAUUAAAAAGACAUUUGCAAAAGAAGGUAUUAAAGGAUUUUUUAGAGGUGUUUGGGCUCCAUUAAUAUCAACUUCAUUUUCAAAAUCAUUAAGUGUUUCAAUUUAUUCAUAUACUAAACCAUAUAUUUAUAAUGGUUUAUUUAAUAAUUCAUUUUAUCGUGAUAUUAAAGAAGACCAUCCUUUUAUAAGGAAUCUACCUGUUUGUUUUUUAUCAGGUUUAAUUGCAGGAGGUUGUGUUUCGAUAUUUGCUUGUCCUUUUGAAUUUAUAAAAGUUUAUGCACAAUUAGAAAAAUUAGUUGGUAAUAAAGUUGGAGCAAAAUUAAAUAAUACAUCAACUAUUCAAAUAAUGCGUAAUAUAAUAAAAUAUAAAGGUUUAUUAGGAUUAUAUUCUGGAUUUAAAUUACAUUUACUUAGAGAUUCAGUUUCUACAGGAAUAUAUUAUAGUUUUUAUGAACUGGUUAAAUUAUUAUUAAGUGGUACACAAUCUUCACCAUUUGCAAUAUUAAUAGCUGGAGGUUUAUCAGGAGUUUUAAGUUGGAUUAUUAUAUUUCCAGUAGAUACUGCAAAAUCUUUAAUUCAAAAUGAAGUAGUUAAAAGUAUAUUAAGUAAACAACAUGGAAUUUCAAUGGGAGAAAUUAUAGAAGAUAAAAAAAAGGAACCAAUGAAAAUUUCUUAUAGAGGUUUAGGUAUUUCUGUAACAAGAUCAUUUAUAACAAGUAUGGUCUUUUUUGGAACAUUUGAAUUAGGAAUGAAAUAUCUUGCAUAG